Molecule: messenger RNA, 5285 nt
Organism: Leptopilina boulardi
Lineage: Eukaryota; Metazoa; Arthropoda; Insecta; Hymenoptera; Figitidae
Product: repetitive organellar protein-like
Exons: 7
Coding region: 235-4953 (1572 amino acids)
Biological process (GO): regulation of cell cycle phase transition; positive regulation of nuclear cell cycle DNA replication
Cellular component (GO): nucleus; Dbf4-dependent protein kinase complex
Molecular function (GO): protein serine/threonine kinase activator activity; nucleic acid binding; zinc ion binding
Source: RefSeq, a predicted model, not a curated record
AACGAUUGGAUUAAUUGAUAAGGUUGUGUGAUACCGUUACUCUUAGAAAUAAGAAUGAAAUUAAUCAUUAUUCUUUAUUAAUAAAUAUAUAUAGUUUACGUUUGAACAGCUAAAAUGUAUCUUCUAGUUAUAGUGCAACAAUGAUACAAGAAUGGAAAGUUUGAAAAUCAGGGAAAAAUUAUUCAAUGAAAAGAAAAUAUUGUGGUUGGCCGCGCGUUGUAUCGCAUAGGAGGCAUGGUAUCCCCAUUCAAGGUCCAGCAUCCGGAGCGAAAACAGCGGGAAAAUAAUACCAAGAAAAUAAGCAGAAAUUCUCUGACACAAUCGCAGAAGGUUCCUGCGCCAAAGUUACUAGAGAAAAAAUGUUUUUACUUGGAUAUUAAGAACUAUGCUGUUUCAGCCAAGUUAGAGGCAAAAAUUAAAGAAUUUGGCGGGACGAUUGAAGUAUUUUUAGUGCGAAACGUCGAUAUUGUGAUUAGCGACCGAGUUGAUAAGACAGGACAGACAAAUUCAGAUAAACGCAAAUGGGGUUACGCCAGUGGAGGGAGCGGGGGGCCCCCCUCGCUGAGGAGUAUAGAGGCCCCAACACCAACUCCCCCCACACCAUAUUUAAAUGCUGAUGGUCCCCUUUCAAAUUCAACAAAUCUACGGGUCCAAACUACCCAAAGAACAAAAUCGCGAGCGGAUGCAAUGUUGGAGCGUGCUCUGACACAGCCACUUCAGUGUUCCGUGGAUCCACUUAAAAACGCUCAAACCUGGAAUAUUCCCAUUUGGGCACCUGAGAAACUUCAAGCGUGGCUCGACAAAAUCUACACGUCCUAUAAAGAUACACACAUUCAACACAAUAAUCAAUCAGUUUCAUCAAAAAAUUUGAAUGUCAAACAAUUAAAAGUACCUUACAUCAAGUUUGAGUCCUAUCACAGGGAAACGAAACCUGUGUUUCUUGAAUUACAAUCUUGGCCGACCAUCAAUUUUGACGGUGAACGUGGUUCAUGUCCAUUUGUUUUUAAGAAGCCGCGCGCAAAGAAAGAGGCAUCUGAAAGCAAAGAAACCAAGGAAAACUGGGAGGCUGCAAACGUAAAUAAGGAAAAGGGCAAAGAAAUGACACGUAGGCCUCGUGCCACAACUCGUGCUCGCAGGGCAGAACAACUCGUUUCUGGGUACUGCGAAAUCUGCCGUUCCGAGUAUCGAGACUUAACAAAACAUUUACAAACAGACAAGCACUUGAGUUUCGUUCAAAAUGAAGAUAACUUUUUGUCCCUGGAUAGACUUAUCAGUACUGGCGCGAGUGUCGAAGCAUUUUUAAAGCUUAAUUCGUCAAACGAUGUCAGAAAAGACUGCAAACUAUUCCCGAAUGGUGAUUCGAGUCUUCACAAUAAAGCUCUAUCAGAGCAAGGAGACAAAUCACCAAAGGAGAAUCUUGACAAUUUUAGUGUUGACGAGAUUAAAAUGGUGCAGUGCAAUGGUGCGCGAAGGAAUCUUAAUUUAAAAUUAAAUUCUCCACACAAUUUACGAACACGUGCCAAACACGAGAGUGGACAUUUAUUAAGAUCAAAGGGCCGUUCAUGGAUUGAUGAUGAUAAAAGUAAUAAUGAUAAGACCUAUGAUAAAUUUGAGGGUUUCACAAUAAAAAAAAGGGCAAAAGGAACAAUUUGGAUUGAGGAGGAUGAUCCUAAUGAAAAAUCUGAAAAUGAAAGUUUAAAGGAUAAUGACGAGUGCAAUCCAAAAGUCUUACUCGAUCAUGAGUCAGAUUUUAAAACAACACAACUACGCAAAAGUAAUGGUCACAGUGAAUCAAAUAAUUUUAUUGGAAGGGAUACUAAACGUGAUAUUUCAAAUCAGAAUAAUCAUCUUAUAGAUAUCAAUAAUAGUAAACGAAAAAAAGACUCCAGUCCAAGGAUAAAUGAUAAUCACGAGGCAAAUGAAAAUGAAUCGCAAAAUGUAAAGAAGGAGGUGAAUAAAAAUUCUAUCAAGGAUUCAUCAAAUGUGAAAAAUAAUUCAUCAUCUAUUAAAGAUUCAAUGAAUGGUGAAAUAGGUAAGGAGGAGAAGAAAAAUGAAAUUGAAAUUACCUGUAAUAAUGAUAAUAAUGAUUAUGAAGGAGAAGAAGAAGAGGAGGAAAAAGAAUGUCGCGGUUUUAAGGCACAGGAGGAAAAAGAUGAAAAACCAAGGAGUAUAAGAUUUAGCCGACGUGGUGGAAGAAGUUACAAGGGUCGUCAAAGAUUGUCGGUUGAAGAAAGAUUGAUUGAGGAUAAUCGUGCUUAUUAUAAAGUCGAGGUACUUGGCAGUAAGUUACGAUCAAGUGUUAUUCCAGCUGCUUUGCCACCGCCAGUGAUUGUUGAGAAAAUUGUUUGCGAAGAAGAAAAAAAUGAUGAGGGUCCAUCGAGUGAAAAACCCGUUGUUGUGCGAUUUAAACGUGUACGAAAAUCGGAACUUUCAUUGCUCAGCGAUGAAGCGGAAUCAUUUAUGUUUGGUGAAACAAGACGAGAUGAUUCCAGUGAAGCGAGUGAGAAUGAACAAAGUAGUGUUUUACCAAAAGACAGUGAAAGUGAUCGUGAAAAUACUUUGAAUUCGGUGAAUCUUAGUUCAAUGGAAAAUAGUUCAGAUCUAGUGAAACAGGAAGGUGGUGUGUGCGGUGAUGAUUCUCAAGAUUUGAGCAAUGUUGGACGUUCAAAAAAAAAGAGACGUACACAAGCCGAAGCAUUAAUAAUGGAUAAUGUUGAUUAUUAUAAAUUCGAAACACCUGGCAGUCGAUUGAGAUAUCAAGCUCCACUCACCGGUAUUGAAAUAGGAAAAAAUGAAAAGGAUGAGAUUCAAUGUAAAGAGCAUGAUGUAACAGUUGACAGAUUAUUACCAUCGAAACCAUCGCCGGAAAUUGAGAGAAUGCAAUUUUCCUUUGAGGCAAUACCAAAAUCUGAACCCUGGUAUCAAACGUAUCAACGUCAGGAUGAGGGCGAGGAAUAUUGGCAUUAUUUUAGUGAAUCAAAUGAAUCGAAACCAUUUUUAUUACCGUAUGAGAUUGAAAAUUUUCAUGAGACACUAAUGAAAAGGUUACAAAAGAUGGAUGGUAGAAGGAAAAGUCGAGGACGUGGUUCGUUUGUUGGACGAUCGCCAAGAAAAAGUCCAAGGUGCCAUGCUUCUACAUUGGCGAUUAUGUCAACAAUUAUCAGGAAACGCGAACAACAACAACAGCAUACUCCAACUUUAACUGUUAUUGAUGAAGAAAAUAAUGCUGGAAAAUUAGAGACAAGUUCAAAACAGGAAAUCAAAUCCAAGUCAGACGUUGACGAAGAUCUCAAAGAAAUUGCAAAAAAUAUUGAUGAGAUGCUGUCUGCGAAUGAUUUGCAGGACGAUAGCAAUCCGUUUGAAGAGGAUUUCCUCUCAAAUGUCGAGGAAACAACCGUGGAGGAAACCCAAUUACCAAAAGGUGCACCAGUGAAUUUAUUGGAAUUACUCGAAAAUUGCCACGAUCUCGUGCCCUGCCUCGAAAAUUCGUCAUGUGCAAGUUCUGAUUGUGGCGAUGGUAAUGGUGAAUCGCCAUUAAAACGUCGUAAACGAAGGAAAAAUCGAACAGGCUGGCCAGGAAAUAAAUUACGUCGAAAAUUACAUAGCAAACAAUUGUCAGCAUUUGAAGCUGAGAAAAAAUUAGAAUCAACCGAACUUCCUGCAUUGAAAGAAGAUAUUUGCGAAAGACUUGAAUCAUCAGUGAUUGAAAAUGAAUAUCCCGAUAAUAAUCAUCAUAUCAUCAAAUCAUCCGAAUUAUGUUCAUAUGAAAAUAACGAAGAAAAAAGAAAUCGUUCGAUAGACAGUCCCGAUAGAAGAAGUCAACAUUCUGAAGAAUUGAAAGAUAAAGAAAAAUUGGAAAAUCAGAGCUCUGAAGAUUCUAAAUCCGCAAAGUCUCUCAAGGAAAAAGAAUUCUCUGAUACUGAAGAAUCAUUGAAAAGUAAUAAUAGUGAAACUUGUGAAGAUUCUGAGAAUACUUCUAAUGAAAAAGAAAUAUCACAACAAUGCGAUGAGGAAUUGAAAGAAAGUGAAAAAACUUUAACAGAUGAAGACGAUGAUGAUGAUGAUGAUGAUAAUUAUAAUGAUGAAGAUGAUAAUGAAUCUUCAUCGAGAGGUGAUUGUCUAAAUAAAAAAGAGACAUUAACCGAAAAGGAGGAAAUCAACAAGAGGGAUUCAUCAUCAAAAAAGAAGGAUUCUAGCUCUGAUACUGUGAAAAAUACAACAAGCGAUUCCUCGCAACUAUCCGAGAAUACAGCGGGAAAUGACGAGAAUUUAAAAAUAGGAAAUAAAAAACGUCACCACCUCUCAACCUCAUCAUCAUCCGACAGAGAAAGUCUCGCAAAGAGAUUAAUGAAAAAUAACGUUGUUGUUGUCUCACCUCGAAAGCGUAAUAUGACAAAAUCGAUUAGACGCAAUCGAAAUUGUCGUCGUACGCCUGGUGGUUCGUCGUCAGAGACGCGUGUUAUUAAUUUUAAAACAAAAUGCAAAGCACGACAAAGAUCGACAAUACGAUCAAAUAAUAGUCGAUCAUCAGGUGGUAUAAGAACAACAACGUCCUCGUCGUCAAUAAUUCUCGAGGACGAGAAUUGUAAACAGAAUAAUACAUUUGUAAAUAUUUCAUCGAGAACACGUUUGAGGAGGGUGAGAGGUGGCCUCUCGUCGGAAAAUGGUGACAUACUCGAUUGUCCACUCUCGGAACGGGUCAACUCGCCGGUCGCGACGCCAACCGAUUUACAAAAUAGGCGUUCGAGCAUCGAGUUUCAACCCGUUGUUAGAGUGAUGAAGAUCGAGGAUCAAGUUGAUCGUGACCACAGUAUUCUUUCAGUGGCCGUUGCGAGUAAUCGACGAUUAAGAAGUUCCGGCUCAUCAAAAUCAAGUAGCAGUAGUAGUCAACCACCGAAGAAACGUUUUAAAAGUGGUCGGGGACAUUUUAGUCGAUGGUUGAAAAGUAGUUGAGGAUUUUAUAAACAAAGUGUACAACCUCGGUACGAUCUCGGAAACAUUUAAUCAUCAUCAUCAUCAUCCACCUUCUUCUCCUUAAAACCCCCUCUCGACUGACUCCAAUAUAAUAUUGUUCCGGAUCGUCCGCACGUGUACAUUCUGUACAAAAUGGUAUUUGUGUAUCGUUAGUAUUUAAUACCGCUGACACCAUAGUUUUUAGUAAUAUACUAUUAUAAUUUUACAGCGAGAGCAAAACUUAAACCAAUUUUUGAAAAGUGAUUUUUAUAAAAUCACUUUUUUAAUUACACUUUUGAUAAAUAAUAAUUAAAUAUGAUUUGUUGAUAUCA